AUGUGGGGAAAAAGCAGCUACCAGACAUGGACUGUAGUACGAGGAACAGCUGUCUGCAAUGCUGCUGCUUUAUCUAGAGUGCCACUGAGCAAGAACACAGGUACGGUUACCUUUGAAAUGCGGGAAGAGACUGGCGCAAGUUGGAAAUCCUGUGAAUCAGUUACAGACCACCUGAAGACUGAAGAAGUGAACAGUGUGAAGAUGGCUGCUCCCUUGAAAUUACGGGAACCUUCCAGCUCCUCACUUAGUCAGCCGCAGCCUGAUUUUGAACAGCCUUCCCAGGAGGAGCCAGGAGAAAGCAAGCAACCAGAACUCAAAUACAAGCUGCUCUCUGUUGCUAAAGAAGACCACCAGUUCCUUCAAGAGACAGUGGUUGAUCGACUUGAGGAAGAAACAGAGAAUCGUGAGCAGGAAGGUCUUGGACAUAAAGAAGUGAACAAGGUGUCAUCAGGAGGUCAAAGAGAAAGCAUCUUCCAAAAUGGUGACCUAGCUUGUCAGAAGGGUGAAAUGUCUCAAAAUAUCAAUUUAAAAACACCCUUUGAGGACAAACAGUCAGAGGUCUCCAGGAAGAGAUGCUGUAAUGUGAGAGACUCCCAAGACACUGUAGUCUCGGAGAGAGCUUCACCAGGACAGAGUCCUUAUCAGUGCACUGUGUGCGGGAAGAGUUUCAGCCGCAGCUCAAACCUUCUCCAGCACCAGCGCGUCCAUGCGACAAAGAAACCUUUCAAGUGCAUAGAGUGCGGAAAAAGUUUCAGCCGCAAUUCAGCUCUGACGCAGCACCGUGAGGUGCACCGCGGGGAGCGCACGUUUCUGUGUACAGACUGUGGUGACCAUUUUACACGUAGCUCCAGUCUCACUCUCCAUCAGAAAACUCACCUAGGGGAGAAACCUCACGUGUGCAGUCAAUGUGGGAAGCGCUUCCGCAGUGUUCCUGAGCUGACAUCUCACCAGGAGUUACACACAUGA
Rhea pennata is the source of this 966-nucleotide messenger RNA. RefSeq names its product zinc finger protein 3-like. Gene Ontology annotation, molecular function: DNA-binding transcription factor activity, RNA polymerase II-specific; RNA polymerase II cis-regulatory region sequence-specific DNA binding. The transcript is spliced from 3 exons. Gene Ontology annotation, biological process: regulation of transcription by RNA polymerase II. The coding region runs from base 1 to 966 and encodes 321 amino acids. The record is from RefSeq and is a predicted model, not a curated record. NCBI's taxonomy places the organism in Eukaryota, Metazoa, Chordata, Aves, Rheiformes, Rheidae.